Candida dubliniensis CD36 is the source of this 447-nucleotide messenger RNA. RefSeq lists its product as uncharacterized. Bases 1 to 447 code for a protein of 148 amino acids. The transcript is spliced from 3 exons. Lineage: Eukaryota; Fungi; Ascomycota; Pichiomycetes; Serinales; Debaryomycetaceae. The record is from RefSeq and is a predicted model, not a curated record.
AUGUCUAAUGAUAACACGGUACCAGACAAUAAACCAGAAACACUAGCAUCAAUUUUUGAGUAUUUGCACCAAGAGAAGAUUAUUAGUCCAGAUGAAAGAAGCACUCAAGAUGAAAUACUUAAAGAUUGUCAACAGUUUAUGGGAAACAACUCAAGCAAAAAGCUUAAUUGGCGGCAAUUGGCAGAAUGUUUUGAAGAUGUAUUUGCAAAGUAUACUACAGAAACUAGUGAAUUAAAAGAACAGAUUGAAGAACUAGUACAACAACGAAAAAUGCUAUUUGAAUGUUAUGAAAAACUUGAUCAAGAAAGGGCUAAAGCUCGUAUUGAAAAAUCAUUGAGUUGGAUAAUUACCAAAGAGGGCAAUUUAGCAAAAUUUAAAUCUGCAGCAAAUACUUUGUUACAAAACACAGACUCAGAAAGCAAACCAGCAAGGGAAGAGAUACCUUAG